UGCAAAUUCAACAAAUUUCGGCCAUUAAAGUUACUAUAAACCCUCUCUGCCCGCUCUAAACCCUCGGCAGUAAGAUCCACAUUUUGGAGCUGUAAUUGGCGAUUCGGAGCCAAAUGGCAUCGUUUUUCAGAAGGUUGGCAAGGGCGACGCCGAUCGCUUUCGGAGCCCAGACGAAGUCCGUCUCUCGCCUAAGAUUGGGAGCUGGUGCGGCAAUUUCUGCUGGAGUCUCCUCUUAUUACCUUUUAUCCUCGACAGAUGUGGCCUAUUUAGAUCAACUCAGUGAAGAUGCCGCACCAAAAGUUGCCCUAAAUCCUGAUAAAUGGCUCAAAUUCAAGCUGCAAGAGAAAGCACAGGCCAGCCACAAUUCUCAGCUAUUUAGGUUUUCAUUCGAUCCGGAUGUAAAACUAGGUCUCGAUGUUGCAUCCUGCCUUAUUACAAGGGCUCCAACCGGACAGGAUCCUGAAGGGAAAACCAAAUAUGUGAUUCGCCCUUACACACCUAUAUCAGAUCCAAAUUCUAAAGGAUACUUUGAUUUGUUAAUUAAGGUGUAUCCUGAAGGAAAAAUGAGUCAACAUUUUGCUAGCUUGAAGCCUGGAGAUGAAGUAGAAGUUAAAGGGCCCAUUCAGAAAUUAAGAUACAAUCCAAAUAUGAAGAAACAUAUUGGCAUGAUUGCAGGUGGAACUGGAAUUACUCCAAUGCUCCAGGUAAUAGACGCCAUCGUUAAGAACCCGGAUGAUAAUACCCAGGUCUCACUGCUCUAUGCUAAUGUGUCCCCUGAUGACAUUCUUCUCAAAAAGAAGCUCGACAUGCUUGCUUCCAGCAACCCUAACUUGAAGGUAUUCUACACCGUUGAUCAUCCUACAGAGGAUUGGCUAGGAGGUAAAGGAUACAUAUCAAAGGAAAUGGUAGUUAAAGGCUUACCUAGCCCCAGUUAUGAUACACUCAUUCUUGUCUGCGGUCCUCCGGGGAUGAUGCAACACAUAUCAGGCGACAAGGCAAAGGAUUAUUCUCAAGGAGAGCUGACGGGCGUACUCAAGGAGCUCGGAUACACCGAAGAAAUGGUUUACAAAUUCUAACUUUUGAAUUCAAUGAGGGUAAACUGCACAAUAAAUGGGAUUUUGCUCAGUCAUACCAACAUGGCAAUGGAGCAAUUUCUCUGUGCUCAAACCACAAAUUUAAACAUAUGAUGACAAAUGCUGUAUGUGCUUUGUCUGCCUGGCUGGGGCAUCUCCCUUUCUCUUCUGUUUAGUCAAUUUUGAAAUGAAUAAAAUACAAAUGGGGCCAACGCCCAGGUUUAUAUUA
This is a messenger RNA of Andrographis paniculata, 1302 nucleotides long. Its product is annotated as NADH-cytochrome b5 reductase-like protein. The record is from RefSeq and is a predicted model, not a curated record. Lineage: Eukaryota; Viridiplantae; Streptophyta; Magnoliopsida; Lamiales; Acanthaceae. Bases 114 to 1076 code for a protein of 320 amino acids. Gene Ontology annotation, molecular function: cytochrome-b5 reductase activity, acting on NAD(P)H. The transcript is spliced from 13 exons.